Penicillium canescens is the source of this 1224-nucleotide messenger RNA. Its product is annotated as FAD-dependent oxidoreductase. Gene Ontology annotation, molecular function: monooxygenase activity; FAD binding. The transcript has a single exon. The record is from RefSeq and is a predicted model, not a curated record. Bases 1 to 1224 code for a protein of 407 amino acids. Lineage: Eukaryota; Fungi; Ascomycota; Eurotiomycetes; Eurotiales; Aspergillaceae.
AUGUCCGAACAGAAUUGGCGCCCUGGCAAACGAGUAGCCAUUGCUGGUGGAGGUCCAGGAGCUAUCUCGACAGGCCUUGCCUUCCUCAAGCGUGGCUACGACGUGCGUAUCUUCGAGCGACAGCCCGAGUGCAAGGCAAUCGGUGGCGCCGUCCUCUUGUCGACACCGGUGUUGGCGAUUCUGCGAUCCUACGGGAUGAGUCUAGACAACGUGGGCUCCUACACAGUCACGCACUUCCAAAACAAUACCGGAGUGGAGCGUGUCCAGCUUCCCUUCAACAAAGAGGUUGAACAACGCAUGGGAAUCAAAGGCUGGCACUACGGAGUCCUGCGAUCAUCCAUCUUCAAGAAAAUGUUGGAUCGCGUGCCAGGCGGUAUUAUCCAGGCCAACCAUGAAGUGACCGGUUAUACCGAGCUUGAAGAUGGUGUUGAGGUCGAGUUCAAAAAUGGAGCCAAGGUCACGGCCGAUAUCCUCAUUGGCGCAGAUGGAAUCCGCUCGCCAGUUUCGCGACAGGCAUUUGGCGAGCCUGACCUUUUCCACACAGGAAUUCGUCUCUGGCUCGCUUGGUGUGAUCAUAUCCCCGGUAUUCCCGAAAGGCACGGCGUUAUUUCUCACGACUGGCAACACCAGGCUAGCUUCUUCCCCAUGCUUCACGAUGGAAAACCUGGGUUCGAAUGGUGGGUUGUUGAGCCAUCGUGGGAAGGAAAGCCACUGCCUGAUGACCCAAAGGAGCAUCUAGGCAACAUCCUGAAAGGUUGGCAAGAGCCCAUGCCUCGGUUCCUGGAAGCUACCAAUUUCGAUACGCAGGUAUAUCGAUGGGAGAUUUACAAUAGGCAUUCCAUGAAGAAAUGGUCAAAGGGCCGGGUCGCAUGUGUCGGCGAUGCUGUGCACCCGGUAUCGCCAUAUGCGGCGUAUGGCAUGGGAAUGGCCAUUGAAGAUGGUUACUAUCUUGCCAAGUCGCUGGAUGGUGUUGACCUGCGGGAUUUGCGGGCUGUUAGUGCCGGCUUUGAGCUUUACGAAAAGCAGCGAGUUGACUAUGUUAACCACAACAUGGAAUUUGCUCGCUUCUUGGGAAGAAUGUUUCACUCUUUGCCUUGGCCUCUUGCUAAGAUUCGUGAUUUGAUCUUUGACUACACUCCCUUGUUGGGAAAUUAUUUGAAGAAGGGGUAUCUUCAAAAGGCCGAGGAAGAGACGAUGAGUUUAAAGGAGCUUCAGGUGACUUAG